Cydia fagiglandana is the source of this 11032-nucleotide messenger RNA. RefSeq names its product tuberin (gene gig). Gene Ontology annotation, cellular component: nucleus; cytoplasm; TSC1-TSC2 complex. The transcript is spliced from 54 exons. Gene Ontology annotation, molecular function: GTPase activator activity. Bases 346 to 8745 code for a protein of 2799 amino acids. Gene Ontology annotation, biological process: negative regulation of insulin receptor signaling pathway; regulation of cell cycle; negative regulation of TOR signaling. Lineage: Eukaryota; Metazoa; Arthropoda; Insecta; Lepidoptera; Tortricidae. The record is from RefSeq and is a predicted model, not a curated record.
UCACGCUCCUUAUUAACACAUGAUCUAUUUAUAGCUCUAAUAUUCCACAAAUAAUAAACGCGUGAUAAAGUUAACAAUAUUAAAAAGUAACUCAAUAGUCAUCAUGUAUUUUGUUUGGACAAUGUUUACGUCGCGUUCAUAAUCCGCGUAUCGAGCAAGUGCUGUCAGCUGUGCUGCGACCGACAGGGCGAACUGUCAGAUGGUGAAUAGCAAAGGAGCGGUAGUGAGAUUAUUUUUAAUAAAUAUGUCUUUUUAUUUGCAAUUUCACACUCAUAGAUAAUCUUCGCGCAUAGCUUUAAGCUUUAGCGUGUUUAGUUAGGUAGUGAUAGUAAGGGCGGCCGCAACAUGAGUUCGAGGGACCGGGACACUAAAUCGCUGCAGGACAAGUUGAAAGUGUUCUUCAAGAAGGGCGCUUCGGCGCCGCUGCCGGCGGUGAACGAGCUGGUGGUGAGUGCGGAGCUCGAGCGGGAGCUGCGGUCGGACGCGGCGCCCGCGCGGCGGCUCCGCGCGCUGCGGGACCUCGGCGACCGCGUCCGCGUCACCAGGAUACAACAGGGCGGCGCGGAGAGACUAUGGGUGCUCACGCGAGACCUCCUCGACGACGGCUGCGCGGAGUCGCGGCACACGGCGCUCUGGUUCCUGCGCUGUAUAGCCGAAGGACAGGAGUGUGCUGUGAUGCGGACGCUGCUGUUUCGGUAUCUGCGGGAAUCUCACGCGCAGCACGCCGCCGAGGACGCCCCACACCGCCUCUCGUUACUGUCAACGCUCACCAACGCCGGCAAGAACAUCGAGUGCUUCGAGGAGCAGGUCGGCGAAUAUCUUCUAGAAUACAUGCGCAGCGUCGGCGAAACCGGCCCCGCGCUCUCUGAAAUAUUGGCCUUAGUUAUCAACGUCGUCAAAUACAACGCCACCUACUUGGACGAACAUGUCGUGCACGGCAUCGUAGACGCCUCCUGCCACCUCUGCGCCUACUCGGCCGAAGCCGGGGCCGUGGUGUCCGCCCUGGCGUUACUGGAGGCCGUCGUGGCGUACUCGCUGCUGCCGCGCGCCGCGCUGCCGGCCUUCGUGGGAGCCCUGUGUCGCACCGUGAACCUGGAGCGACACUGUCAAACUAGUUGGAAGCUAAUGCGCUCAGUCCUCGGCGCCGACCUCGGCCACGCCGCACUCCAAGAACUAGCGGCCCUCCCCGCCGCCGCCGCCGCCGCCAGCAACGCCGACGCGAACAACGCCGCCGCCGACGCCGGCGCGGUGCGCGGCGCCGUGUUCUACAUCAACAUGGCGCUCUGGGGCCCGCGCCGCGUGCCCAGCCUGCGCGUGUCGCUGCUGUGUGUGUUACCGGCUCUACUACAGGCGGUGAGCACGAACCAGCCCGUAGUAACCUACGAAGUGAUCCAAGCCAUCCAGAGCCUCGUGACGCGCGCCCCGCCGGACUCGCUCUGCGCCGCCUGGGACGUGCUGCUGGCCGUGCUGGCACACGCGCACAGACACGACAAAAGCCUGGACCCGCCCAACGAGCUAAUCCACACACGUCUCCACGCCCUUUUGACCAGUAUAGAACAACUGCACGAGGCGGGCCAGUACACCGGGGACACCGGCCAGCUGCUGGACCUUAUCGACUCGAGCGCGCAGGACCGACCGGAGGCAUCAGUGGUCCGGCUCAUCACGCUGCGCUGCGCGACGCUGUCGCCCGCACGCGCGGACUGGCUGGGCGCAGCCCUAGCGCUCGGCGACAAGUUCGUGCGCCGCGACACGAGGCUCGGCGUCCGCAUGCACGCGCUGCAACAACUGCUCGCCGUCGUCAAACGACACAGGUUCCUGUACGAGGAGGAGGUGGUGGUGGGGCUGGGCGUGCCGGUGCUGGGCUGGUGCGAGGGGCCGCUGCGCGCCGCCGCCGCGCGCGCCGCCGCCGAGCUGGCCGUGCUGGCGGCCGGCGACGCCGCCACCGACCUCAUCGACCUGCUGGAGAAGGUACCUGUACGAGGAGGAGGUGGUGGUGGGGCUGGGCGUGCCGGUGCUGGGCUGGUGCGAGGGGCCGCUGCGCGCCGCCGCCGCGCGCGCCGCCGCCGAGCUGGCCGUGCUGGCGGCUGGCGACGCCGCCACCGACCUCAUCGACCUGCUGGAGAAGGUACCUGUACGAGGAGGAGGUGGUGGUGGGGCUGGGCGUGCCGGUGCUGGGCUGGUGCGAGGGGCCGCUGCGCGCCGCCGCCGCGCGCGCCGCCGCCGAGCUGGCCGUGCUGGCGGCCGGCGACGCCGCCACCGACCUCAUCGACCUGCUGGAGAAGGUACCUGUACGAGGAGGAGGUGGUGGUGGGGCUGGGCGUGCCGGUGCUGGGCUGGUGCGAGGGGCCGCUGCGCGCCGCCGCCGCGCGCGCCGCCGCCGAGCUGGCCGUGCUGGCGGCCGGCGACGCCGCCACCGACCUCAUCGACCUGCUGGAGAAGGAGGUGGUGGUGGGGCUGGGCGUGCCGGUGCUGGGCUGGUGCGAGGGGCCGCUGCGCGCCGCCGCCGCGCGCGCCGCCGCCGAGCUGGCCGUGCUGGCGGCUGGCGACGCCGCCACCGACCUCAUCGACCUGCUCGAGAAGAUAAUGAACCGGCCGUUUGAGAGUGAGGAGCCUAGCGAGGCGGACCCCGAGCCGGACUUGACAGAUGUCACUCUCGCAGUCUCAGGUCUGCUGGAGGUGUUCCACGCGAAGCUGCUGCUGGCGCCGGCGGCGCACGCGGCGCGCGCCUGCCUCGUGCUGCUCGACCACCUCGACCACGCGCUCAACCACCCGCGCUACUCCGCGCAGCACGCCACCUGCAGGAAGAAGAUUCUCGACAUGAUCUUCGGGCUCCGCGCGAACGCGUUCAACAGCGUCGGGUUCUGCUACGACAGCGCCGGGAACCCCGUGUACGGGACGGCCGCGCUACGCAUCAAGCCGAUGUGCUCGCCGAGCUUGCUCGCCGAGCCGCUCGCCGCGCGCGGCCACCACCCGCCGCCCACCAACCAUCCGGUGCCGGGAACGUGCAUCCUCCCAGUGGGUCGCUGCGCGCGCAUUCUGACCCUAGCCCUGAGCCGCGAGAAGGAGUGGUCGGUGCUACAACAUGUCCUCCGAGCCCUGCCGGCCUUACUGCAGUCCAGGGCGCUCUGCGUCGGCCGCAGGGCUCAGGACCUGGACCUGCUGGCUUCUACUCUCUGCGCCAUGUUGUCGGACAGAAGCCUGGCGUUCCCCGAGUGUCUGCGGGGUCAAAAGGUCCUGGUGUCGGAACUCCACGCUGCCGUACUACCUUCCCUAGGGGCCCUAGCGCCCUACCACGCCUUCCUCGAGCCGUUAACGCAACAGAGGGUAGUGCGCUGUCUGCUGCGCUACGGCAUGGUUUUGCGGACGCCGGCGCCAUACCUGGCAGCACUGACGCAGUUCACCCUGGAAGCCCGUGACACCAUGGUGAAGCUACUUCCCGAGGUUCUACUGGACCUCUCCAAGGUGUCCGACACCAAGCUCAUCGCAGGACCCAUGCUAGAGUUUCUAUCCACACUAACCCGACUACCGCGAGUAUUCGCCUCGUUCGUUGAAGACCAGUACAUGUCGGUAUUCGCCAUCCUGCUCCCGUACACGAACCCGUCCCGCUACAACCACUACGUGGUCUCGCUCGCACACCACGUGGUCGCCGCCUGGUUCCUCAAGUGCCGGCUCUCUUACAGACGGAACUUCGUCCGGUUUAUUAUACACGGUCUGCACAACUACAUCAUCAUGCCGUUCGAGGAGCAGCUCCACAACUACAAGGUGCACGCGCCGGCCAACGAGGACUCCAGCAACCGCAAGCGCAGCUCCAGUCUGGGGUCGCGCGGCGCGUCGGCGGCGCCGCUGGGGGCCGGCUCGCGCGCCUCGGCCGCCUCCGCCUCCGCCGCCUUCCACGUGGAGCUCACCGAGACCUGCGUCGACCUGCUGGCGCGCUACACCGCCUCCGCCUGCAGCGUCAAGCCGCAGAGGAGCGACGCAGCGGAGUGGAUGUUCUCCGGCGGGCAGUCCAUGACGUGGCUGGUGGGCCACAAGCUGGUCACCAUCACCACGGCCGGCUGCAACAUGAACACCAUCAAACAGGGCAUGUGCGACAGAUGCGCGACGCUGUGCCGGCAGCACGCGGAGAGCGCGGCGAGCCCGCUGCCGCCGCUCGCGCUCCACGACGAACACGCCAAGCUGGUACCGCCGAGCGACGGGAGCCACGGGCAGAACCACAACAACCUACAAGUCUCCAACCCGCCCGAGAUCAAACGCUACAGCAAGCACUCGCUGCAACACUCGCGCUCGACCGACAACUCGGCCAGCUCCUCGCUCUCCGACCGGCCCGACACCGUGCCCUCCAGCUACAGCAAGCACUCGCUGCAACACUCGCGCUCGACCGACAACUCGGCCAGCUCCUCGCUCUCCGACCGGCCCGACACCGUGUCCUCCAGCUACAGCAAGCACUCGCUGCAACACUCGCGCUCGACCGACAACUCGGCCAGCUCCUCGCUCUCCGACCGGCCCGACACCGUGUCCUCCAGCUACAGCAAGCACUCGCUGCAACACUCGCGCUCGACCGACAACUCGGCCAGCUCUGCGCUCUCCGACCGGCCCGACACCGUGCCCUCCAGGCCGCCUAGCCAAGUGGUGUGGUGUGGCAGCUACAGCAAGCACUCGCUGCAACACUCGCGCUCGACCGACAACUCGGCCAGCUCCUCGCUCUCCGACCGGCCCGACACCGCGCCCUCCAGCUACAGCAAGCACUCGCUGCAACACUCGCGCUCGACCGACAACUCGGCCAGCUCCUCGCUCUCCGACCGGCCCGACACCGCGCCCUCCAGUGUGGUGUGGUGUGGCCGCUACAGCAAGCACUCGCUGCAACACUCGCGCUCGACCGACAACUCGGCCAGCUCCUCGCUCUCCGACCGGCCCGACACCGUGCCCUCCAGACAAAACUCGGCCGAAUACAACCCCAUAGUAGAGGCGCUCAACAAUUUCACGCAGCGCUUCGAAAAGAUCUCAAAAGAAGUGGACACGGAGGAGGCGGCGUGGUCGCGCGCGGGCGAGCUGGCGGCGGGCGCGUGCCCGUGCUGGUGCGCGGACUGGGCCGAGAUACACGUGCGCUCGCCCUCCGGCGACGUGGCCUGGCUCAUGCGGGUGCAGAACCAGAUGGGGUGGGAGAACCAAGAGUCAUCACUACAAGACAUCCUGGCGCUGCUGGCGCCCGCGCCCGCCGCGUCCGCGCCGCCCUCCUCCGCCUCCAGCGGCAUCGGCGACACGAGCACCAACAACGCGUCGGAGAGCGAGAGCAGAUCGCGCAGCGGCUCGUCGGCCUCGCAGGCGGCGCACGCGCAGGACCUACACAAGUCUAGCUCGGACUCGGUGGUGGCGGGCGAGCGCAGGCCGCCGCUCGCCGCCACGCACUGCAUCGGCCCUCCCCACCAACCGCAACGUAUGAGCACGCAGCCGAUCAACAUCCCCGGGUCGCCGGUGCGCGGCGCCGCGCACGACGACGACAUGCUGCUCUACGUGCCCGAGGGCAAGAGCAGACACCCGGUCCGGCGCUCCAACUCGUCGCCGGAGAUGUCGUCGUGGAAGCUCCCGCGGGACUCGCCCGCCGCCCCGGAGCCCCCCGCCGACCCCGCGCUGCUCAUACUGCUGCCGGGCACCGAGCCCACACAGUCGCAGUCCCUCCACGCGUCCAAGAAAGCGAACAAGAAGAGCGACAUGCGAGUUUCAUGCGAGGCCAUACCCGAGGAGAUGUCCGGCUCGUCCCCCCUCGCCGCGCCCGCGCCACCCCCGCACCCCCACCUCAUGACCUACAACUCCGACCCAGUUUCAUGCGAGGCCAUACCCGAGGAGAUGACUGGCUCGUCCCCCCUCGCCGCGCCCGCACCACCCCCGCACCCCCACCUCAUGACCUACAACUCCGACCCAGUUUCAUGCGAGGCCAUACCCGAGGAGAUGUCUGGCUCGUCCCCCCUCGCCGCGCCCGCACCACCCCCGCACCCCCACCUCAUGACCUACAACUCCGACCCAGUUUCAUGCGAGGCCAUACCCGAGGAGAUGUCUGGCUCGUCCCCCCUCGCCGCGCCCGCACCACCCCCGCACCCCCACCUCAUGACCUACAACUCCGACCCAGGAGAUGUCUGGCUCGUCCCCCCUCGCCGCGCCCGCACCACCCCCGCACCCCCACCUCAUGACCUACAACUCCGACCCAGGUUAGUAUCCAACCCGCACGAGACAUGCGAGGCCAUACCCGAGGAGAUGUCCGGCUCGUCCCCCCUCGCCGCGCCCGUGACCUACAACUCCGACCCGGGUUCGGGCUCGGCGCCCGAAGACGGGCCCACGCCGCAGCCCAUACAAAAGGUGGCGAGCGACAGCAUCGUGCAGGGCGUGGCGGCCGCGCACGCGCACAAGCCGCCCGCCGCGCCGCGCGCCGCCGUCCCCCCCUCCCCCGCCGCCGCCCCCGCCACCCCCUCCGGCUCCAUGAAGGAGCGGGACGACCUGCCGCCGCUGUCCCGCUCCAAGCGCUCCAACACCAUCUCCGUCAUGAGCCCCACCAGGCGGCACAGGGACCAGUCGUCGACAAUAUCGACGUCGUCGAGCGGGCGGUCGACCGCGGCGAGCAACGCGAGCUCGAGCGGCGCCGGCGCCGGCGGGGGGGUGACCCCCUCCUUCGUGCUGCUGCAGCUCUACCACAAGAUGAGCACCUACCCCAUCACCCCACCCGUGCCAGGCGAGGUGCCCAGCGCGCAGAAUCCUCUCGCAGAGCGGCCGCUGCUGGUGUCCGGCGUUCAACACGAACGCACCAUCAAGAACCUAGACCGGGUACCGCCCAUCGAAACUUACAAGGUGGGCGUGUUGUACGUUGGACCAGGUCAGCAGGACAACGAAGUAGAAGUGUUGAAGAAUGAAUACGGCAGCGUCAGAUAUGCAGAAUUCCUCGGGCAGCUCGGCACGCUAGUGUCUCUGGCAGGCAGCGGCGCUGGUCUCCUGGAAGGGGCGCAGCAGCAACCUCUGUUCCUUAAUCUGGAGCAAGGAGGGAAAGACGGCAAAUACACCUACGUGUGGCACGACGACGUCAUGCAGGUGCUGUUCCACGUGGCGACGGCCAUGCCGGUGUCCGCCGCCGACCCCACCUGCAACGAGAAGCGCAAGUACAUCGGCAACGACUACGUCUCUAUAGUCUACAACGACUCCGGUGGCGACUUCCCCAUACAAACUAUUAAGGGCCAGUUCAACCUGUGCAUCGUGGUGGUGGAGCCGUGCGAGCACGGGCUGCACCGCGUGCACAUCAAGACGAAGGACGAGCGCAUCCGCACCAAGUUCCUGCCGCACCUCGAGCACUGCGCGCACGUCGUGUCCGACCACUGCGCCGCCACGCUCGCGCGCCAGCUCGCGCUGCACUGUGCUCUGGCGUCGCACAUCUCGCAGUCGCUGUCGAUGGGCGGCGGGUCGGCGCCGUACGCGAGCAACUCGCUGGAGCGGCUGCGCCACAUCAAGCGGCUGCGACGCCGCGUCGAGGACGAGCGCCUCGCGCACGCCAGGCGCGCGCCCAAGCCCUACGCCCCGCAAGGUACUAGCUAUACAUAUACCACUACAGUACGCGAGCAACUCGCUAUACAGUACGCGAGCAACUCGCUGGAGCGGCUGCGCCACAUCAAGCGGCUGCGGCGCCGCGUCGAGGACGAGCGCCUCGCGCACGCCAGGCGCGCGCCCAAGCCCUACGCCCCGCAAGGUACUAGCUAUACAUAUACCACUACAGUACGCGAGCAACUCGCUAUACAGUACGCGAGCAACUCGCUGGAGCGGCUGCGCCACAUCAAGCGGCUGCGGCGCCGCGUCGAGGACGAGCGCCUCGCGCACGCCAGGCGCGCGCCCAAGCCCUACGCCCCGCAAGGUACUAGCUAUACAUAUACCACUACAGUACGCGAGCAACUCGCUAUACAGUACGCGAGCAACUCGCUGGAGCGGCUGCGCCACAUCAAGCGGCUGCGGCGCCGCGUCGAGGACGAGCGCCUCGCGCACGCCAGGCGCGCGCCCAAGCCCUACGCCCCGCAAGGUACUAGCUAUACAUAUACCACUACAGUACGCGAGCAACUCGCUAUACAGUACGCGAGCAACUCGCUGGAGCGGCUGCGCCACAUCAAGCGGCUGCGGCGCCGCGUCGAGGACGAGCGCCUCGCGCACGCCAGGCGCGCGCCCAAGCCCUACGCCCCGCAAGGUACUAGCUAUACAUAUACCACUACAGUACGCGAGCAACUCGCUAUACAGUACGCGAGCAACUCGCUGGAGCGGCUGCGCCACAUCAAGCGGCUGCGGCGCCGCGUCGAGGACGAGCGCCUCGCGCACGCCAGGCGCGCGCCCAAGCCCUACGCCCCGCAAGGUACUAGCUAUACAUAUACCACUACAGUACGCGAGCAACUCGCUAUACAGUACGCGAGCAACUCGCUGGAGCGGCUGCGCCACAUCAAGCGGCUGCGGCGCCGCGUCGAGGACGAGCGCCUCGCGCACGCCAGGCGCGCGCCCAAGCCCUACGCCCCGCAAGGUACUAGCUAUACAUAUACCACUACAGUACGCGAGCAACUCGCUAUACAGUACGCGAGCAACUCGCUGGAGCGGCUGCGCCACAUCAAGCGGCUGCGGCGCCGCGUCGAGGACGAGCGCCUCGCGCACGCCAGGCGCGCGCCCAAGCCCUACGCCCCGCAAGGAGACACGGCGCGCCGGGUCGCCAUGGAUGACUUCAACGACUACACUUAAAUACCUCGCCGGGCUGCUCGGCCGAACUGCGUCGGUCUAGCUAAACAAACCGACUCGGCCUAGUCCACACUACCGCCGAACUGAACUCGACCUGAUCGAACUCGUUCGGCCAAAUCAAGCGGCCUAGUCGAAUCGAGGCGAACUAGUUGAGCUCUGGGACUGAGUCGGCCUAACGAACCGACUAGGCCGAACUGACUAGGCCAGGCCAGUCGAGCGAACUUAACGCGUCGUAGUACCGACUGUAAAAAAAAUUAAAAUUAUACUUAUUUAGGCGCGUUAACACUUCAUGUAUGUAAAUAUUGUUGUUUAUUUCGUUUUACAUGGGAAAUACAACAUUCAAGUUGGACUGAGGGGAUUGCUUUAUGUUUGGGCUAGCGACGUUUUUGAAGUAAGUACCUGUAGCCAGUCCUGUACACAUAAAGGCAGAGCCUUAUUGUUUACGGAAUAUGCUGCAUCUCUUUCUAUUUUAUAUGCGACGAAAAGGAUGCGACAUUCGUUGUUUUACUAGUUUUGCAUCUUGUGUACAAAAUGCACUAAGCGUAGUAUUUGCCUCUGUGUCGUUGUGUUCUUGCGAGUUUUGACUUUAUGUGUAUUGGGAUAGGGUACAAAAUUGAAAAACACUGUUAUGAGUCAUAGGAAAAUUAAUUAUAUAUCUCAUCAAACUGCCAACAUAUUGGCGAAAUACAAAUUGAUGGUGUAUAAGUAACCAUCAUACAAUCUCUUUGAGAACCACUGCUCUGUCGUUGUUUUUAGCGUAAUAUAACAUGUUGUAAAAAAUAAAGCACAAAUUUUAACAACAAUGUAAAUAAUAUUUCAUGUCAGGACAUCACUAAUGAUUUUAGUUUCAUAAGAACAGUAAUACCUAAUUUUAUUAUAGAUAUGCUAAAAACAACGAUGGGCGUGAAAUGUGAAAAUAUUUUAAAUAUAUUAGAACGGGUCACUCACGUUUCAGAGGUUGCUCGACAUGUUUCCCUCCAUAACGAGCAGCAUCAACGGGAGCACUAAUCAGUCACUGCUGCUCAAUCUUGUGACUUAAUAAACACGUGAGUGACCGUUUUAAUAUAUUUAAUAUGACUGUGUGACGUCUCACGGAAGUGUUGUUAUUCAAAUAUGAAAAUAUUGCAGAGACAUGUCUCUCAUUACUUACAAAGUGAAGUAGUCGCAACAUUGCGUCUAAGUAAAAAGCUAAUGCUUGACACGAGUAAUACACUCAAAAGCAUUUAAAACCGGGUCAUUUUGUAAGGAACUUCGUUACAAAGUUGUCCAUUUUUAUUGCUCUCGGGUGUACUAAUUACUUGCGAUGUGUUCGUGAAAUGAUGAAACUUACAGGAGGAGUGUUGAGUGUGUUGUAAGGAAGGACUCAUAGGUGUGCUACUGGUCAUUUAUAUACAGGGUGUAACAAAAAUGGUGGGGAUCCGUUUAAGGGCAGCAAUUUCUGCAUCGUGUUCUGAUUAGAAAAAAGUAGAAACAAAAUCUUUAGGCGCGAUUUUUUUUUUGCCGUACGCCUAAGUCGGUCAACCUCCAUACAAAAGCCAAAAAUUAUUAUUUUUCUUUUUCCUAAUGAGAAUACGAUACUGAAUAAGUGAAUAUGCCCUUAAACGGAUCCCGACUAUUUUUACCUUGUAUAAAUCGGAUCGGAUAGGAAAAGCCCGGCAACUUAACCAUAUUCCGAUGCCUAAUUAGACUAAGAACUAUUAUAAAAUGUGUAGAUUUAGAACGGCUGGUUUAAGAUAUUAGGUAUUUACCAAAAUCGGUACAAAAUUCAACAAUAUGACCAGUAGCAUGUUGCCUAUCUGUCUACUGAUGGAAUGAGAAUAGUAGGAUAAGUUAAGGCGCGGCCACAUUGUUCCGGUCGCUACACGAUACUAGAUGCCGUCGGAGCUAACUGCCUGACUGUGGAUCUCCCGAAAUAAACUUCAUGAUUAUUUCCAAAGAAUUUUGACGUUGAUGAUGACACCUCCAGGCUUUGUAAUUGCGAAGUCUGUGCAGUAAGCUUGGUACAACCACAGAAUAAAUAAUAGUACUACCGUACAGACGGGAAACUUCCUUUUGGGUUGUCAAAAUUCAAGCCAUUAUGAUUAUCUGUGGUCGUGCACGCAAAGGGACGUCAACCCUAAUAAUUGCUCGGAGCAAUGCUGAGCCGAGCAGAGCCGAGUUUAGCCGAAGUCAGGGGUUUCGCACCCCUGGUUCAACUUAAAUACAUAAACGUUUUAUUAGCCAGUUAAAGUGACCGGAACACUGUAGUCGCGUGAUCAGGCGACGGCAGUGGCGGAUUUGCAGUCUUUGC